Copidosoma floridanum is the source of this 1895-nucleotide messenger RNA. Its product is annotated as nucleolar protein 9. Gene Ontology annotation, cellular component: 90S preribosome; nucleolus; preribosome, small subunit precursor. Gene Ontology annotation, biological process: endonucleolytic cleavage in ITS1 to separate SSU-rRNA from 5.8S rRNA and LSU-rRNA from tricistronic rRNA transcript (SSU-rRNA, 5.8S rRNA, LSU-rRNA); endonucleolytic cleavage to generate mature 5'-end of SSU-rRNA from (SSU-rRNA, 5.8S rRNA, LSU-rRNA); ribosomal small subunit export from nucleus. Gene Ontology annotation, molecular function: RNA binding. NCBI's taxonomy places the organism in Eukaryota, Metazoa, Arthropoda, Insecta, Hymenoptera, Encyrtidae. The record is from RefSeq and is a predicted model, not a curated record.
UUACACAACAAUCGUUGACAUAGUUUUUUUAAUAAGUGUAGUGUCAACUUACUCAAUACUCGUACAAGUAGUUUUUUUUUAAAUUAAUCAUGGAUAAUAAAGAGCAUAAACCUAAAAAGAAUUUCAAAAGGAAACGAAAGCAUUGUGCCUCGGAAACGAUAAAGAAAUUCGCCCGACAACGAGAUCACGGUGAACUUGAUUCCGAAACUUAUCAAUACCUCGUCCAAAUCAUGGAAGUUAUUCGCAAAGAAUUCCCGAAAAUGGAAGAAAAGCAGAUUUUCGUUGACAACGUUUACGAACAAACAAUUGGCAAAGAAGUUGACGUUGCGAAAAAUCAGGUGGGCUCUAUUGUUCUUGAAACUUUACUUAAAUACGCCAAUUUUCAAACAAUCGUUAGAUUAUUUGAUUCUUUUAAAGAGUCACUGAGGCCAUUCUGUAGCGAUAGAUAUGCAUCACAUGUUUUGGAAAAAUUAUUGUGUGUUUGUGCUCACAGAGGAAAUUUAACAGAAGUAGAAAAAAAAGACCAGGAAGUUAAAUAUGCAGAGGAACAAAAGUAUAAUGAGAUUGCCUUGAAGCUGUGUAAAUACACCAUCAAUAAUAUUGAAGAAUUUAUUUGGGAUACAUAUGCCAAUCAUAUACUAAGAACUGUUUUUGAGUGCCUUGGUGGUCUUAUUGAUCUUAGUGAUAGCGGUAGUAAUAAUAGUAAAAAAAAGUCUGGUCCAAGUUUAGAAAACCGAAGACAGGUGCUAGAUGAAUACGUUGAUCUCUUAAAAACAACCUGUAAAAGAUUUAUGAAUUUUCCACAAUUUCAAGAGUACAAUCACAAUGAUUUGACUUCUAAUUUUAUACAGUCAGUGUUGUACACCUUAAAAGACAUUGACUCAGAUUUAAAUAGUUCUUUGAUAGACAAAAUAUGUACAGUUAGCUACAACAAAAGCGAGGGAAACAAUCUAUCGAAUAUUUUUUUUAGCGAAUGUUCUAUUAGACUGUUAGAAGCUUGCAUUGUAGUUUCAAAUCCCAAAGACUUUACAAAUAUUUAUGAAAAUUUUUUUGAAAACCAUAUUGGUAGGUUGUCUGUUAUGGGGAGUGCAAACUUUUGCGUGCAAAGAUUAUUUGAACACUGUCACUCAAAAGAACUCUUAGAGAAAUUGUUUGACGAGAUCGUAGAGCACUUUGAGGCUAUCCUUAAAAAAGGAUACACUGGUGUGUUGGCCAGUUUAGCAAGUGCUUGCUGUAGAUUGCAUGCAAAGCAAGGACCCUUUGUAAAUGCUAUAACUAAGAUUUUGCACUGUGAAGAGCCAAAAGAUAGGCAAACUCUCAUUGUACCAUUAGUAGUAACACUUAAAACUUUUGAUGAGUAUGACAGUUUUAAGAGUAAAGAUGAUUCAAAGAGUAAAGUGCCAUUGAAUCUACAUGGCAGUUUGAUACUGCAAUCGAUAUUGAAUUUCAACAAACCAAUCAAAGUCGUGAAUUCGUUGUUAGGAAUGAGUACAGAAGAUUUGCUGAAAAUGUUUGAAGAUCCAAAAGGAAGUAGGAUAAUGGACGCGUUUAUGCAAAGUCAGUACAUUGGUGAAAAGAGUCGUGAAAAGCUGUUUAAAAAUCUGAGGGGUACUUGGGUCCAACUGGCAGGAAGUACACAUGGAUCCAGAUGUUUGGACAGGAUAUGGGAGUGGGCAAAGUCCAAUCAACGUGAUGCGAUGAUGGAUGAAUUAUGCAGUGUGGGACAGUUGCUUAUGUCAACUAAUGCUGGCCGAUUAAUAUAUACAAAAUUAAAUGUACAACUUUAUUCUAAAAAUAAAAAAGUUUGGACUGAGGAACAAGCAAAAGAGUCAGCUAAAAAAGACAAAAAGGUUAAAGUCGCAGCUGAAUUUUUGGAAGAUGUGAAAAAAAAAUAA